UAACGAGUGACUGACGAGUGACUGACGAACGAGUUAACCAAAUGAUAUAGUCACCCCGCCAGCUGAUCUCCUACCGCUCUAACCGCCGACCGCCCCCGCCGCUGAUCACGAUGAGCGGCGGGGGCGAGGUGGUGCCGCGACUCAGCUUUGAGGAGAUGCGGGGGGAGAUGAGCAAGUACGGCGUGGAGAUAACGCAGGGGACGCUGAAGAACCCCACGACGGAGGACAUGCAGGGGGUCUACAGCAUGUGCAUAAAGCACAUCCUUAACAAGGACAUUAACAACAUACGGAUUGAGGAGUUCACGGGGGACUUGAAAAGCUCCAUGCCGUCCAUCGAUGGUAUACAGAUUUUGCCCAACGAAGGGAAGAACCACCUGCAAGCCAUCGGAAAUCUGCGGUUUAUACGGCACUGCGAACAAGUGAAUAAAAUCCUGUGCGUAGAAAACACCCUGAGUUAUCUUUUCAAGCCAGUGAGCAGCCACAUGGCCAGACUAAUAAGCGCAUUUGUGCACUUCACCAAGUAUAAGGAACAAAUUUACGUAGACAAUGAUAUGAAGAUAAGGAGGAUCGAGGAGGGGAAAAGUGAAGACUCAGCAUUGGGCGCUGAGUUGAAAGCGGUGAAAAACGAACUGCAGUCUCUCCAGGAAAACUACGAGCAAGUAAAAAACAGCGUUUUGAGUGAAAAAAAUAAAAAAAGGGAUUAUGAAGAAGAAAUUAUAGAAAACCAAAAUAUGCUAAACGCACAGCAGAGCACUAUCAUUUCGUUGAGGGCAGCAAAGGACAAAAUUGUGAAUGAGACGAAUGAAAUUAUCUUCCAGUUUUCGCGAUUCAGGCAAAAGAAAGAAGAUUUGGAAGACCAAAUUGUCCCUUCACCGGAAAAACUACAAGAAUACAAUCAAGAGUUGAAGAAUCUCCUACUGGAACAUGUAUCCUACUUUGAAAAGGAUAAAAAAAAAAAUGAAGAAAUUAAAAAUAAAAUAAAUAUCUCCGAUUUGUGUUUGAAGAAACUAGUAGACCUCGUGACCAUCCUCACUGGUCAUUUUAAUGAGACUAUUAAACUGCACAUAGGAAAGAAGGAAGAGCUAAAGGGGCUGGAAAAACAUUUAAAGAAUUUGAAAUCAGAAAAGGAGCAUCUCACCAUGAAGAGGAAGCAGCAGGAAAAGAUCCUCCUCGAAACGGAGCAGUACUUUGCUCAACAGAAGGACAAGUGGAAUGCAAAAGUGCAGGCAGAGGAGAAGAACGUCGCCGUUGUGGAGGAGAAGGCCAGCCAACUGUAUGGACAGAUGGAUGAGCUGAAGAGGCAGGCGGACCGGGAGGCGCGAGAAAUAGACUCCAUCGUGAAGCUCAUUCAGGAGACGCUGAAUAACUACCGGCGCAACUUCGCCCUCAUCGACGACUUGACCGCGCGCACGCGCAGCUCGCACGCGUUGCUCGCGGCCCAGGUGCGCGGUCAGGCGGCCGGGCGGAUUGGCUGA
Plasmodium vivax (malaria parasite P. vivax) is the source of this 1475-nucleotide messenger RNA. RefSeq lists its product as hypothetical. Lineage: Eukaryota; Apicomplexa; Aconoidasida; Haemosporida; Plasmodiidae. The record is from RefSeq and is a predicted model, not a curated record. Gene Ontology annotation, cellular component: kinetochore; Ndc80 complex. The transcript has a single exon. Bases 111 to 1475 code for a protein of 454 amino acids.